Messenger RNA from Chanos chanos (milkfish), 4899 nucleotides. RefSeq names its product mannose receptor, C type 1a (gene mrc1a). The transcript has 32 exons. The record is from RefSeq and is a predicted model, not a curated record. Bases 1 to 4899 code for a protein of 1632 amino acids. NCBI's taxonomy places the organism in Eukaryota, Metazoa, Chordata, Actinopteri, Gonorynchiformes, Chanidae.
AUGAAGUUUGACACAUUCACUGAGGUGCCCGUGUCUCUUGUUCUCUUCUCUCUCAUCUGCAUUGACAUCGUAGAGAGAAUCCGUCAUUGCAGACUCACUGGCCAAGCCAAUGAACUGGUUAGAAACGCAGACAUCCCCUCUGCCGUGCUUACACGCGUGGAGCCGGUGAACCCUAUCAUCGCUGCAGCGACUGGCCCCGCCCCGGCCACGACGGCCGCCGCUGCAACGCAAACCACGGCGCAGAACGGGAACCAGAAUGGCAUAGGGCCUCGACUGGAGGCGAACGGAACGGUUCCAGGGUUGCCUGGCAACCAAGAUCGAACAUUCACCAUGACAAGCCUCAACUCCCGUUCAGGCCUCCAAAAUGUCCCCGGCAUUCCCGGCAUUCCCGGCGUUUCCGGGGUUCCUGUUGUUCCAGGUACUCCUGGUGCGACGGUCUCGGCAUUCCAGAUCCCUCCGUACGCUCCGUACUCGGGCCCACUGCGCUUCUUACUGGCAAGCGACGCCCGGGCAGAGGUGUUUGUGGACAGCUUCUUGUUCUGGAUGGACACGGCCGAGAUGGUGCGCGUGGCUGGAAACACAUACGUCUGCUUUUCCGGUUGGGUGUUGCCCAUCUACAUCUUCAGCUUUCUCUCCACGCUCCGACUCACAGACAGCAGCUCUUUCCUAAUCUACAAUGACGCCCACAACAAGUGUGUGAAGGCAGUGAGCUCCAGUGUGGUGGUUGCUGCACCAUGUGACCCAUCCUCAGACAACCAGAGGUUCCGAUGGGUCUCCUCAUCGCGUCUCCUCAGUAUCUCACUGAAGCUGUGCCUGGGAGCUCAGGACCUGAAAGACUGGGUCAAAGUUCUACUAGUCCCCUGCAAUGAGCUGAGCCCCCUACAGGCCUGGGAGUGUAAGAACGAGACACUGUUUGGCCUAAAAGGCCAGGCACUACAUUUCAACUAUGGCAACAAGAAUGAAAAAAACGUGAUGGUGUACAAAGGCUCGGGCACCUGGAGCCGCUGGCAGAUCUAUGGCAGCAAUGUGGACCUCUGUUCCCAUGGUUACGAAGAGAUGUUUACCAUUGGUGGGAAUGCCUUUGGCCGCCCUUGCCAGUUCCCUUUUAAAUUUGGGGAGGAGUGGUAUGCUGAGUGCACACUGGCCGGGCGAUCUGACGGACAGCUCUGGUGCUCCACGGAAACAGACUACAACACAGAGAAGAAAUGGGGCUUCUGCCCAUCGAAAUCAUCUGCUGUUGGUUGGGACAGUGAUCCGGUGACAGGAGUUUUAUAUCAAAGGAAUACCCAGUCUGUACUUACAUGGCAUCAAGCACGCAAAAGCUGCCAACAGCAGGGAGCCGAUCUUCUGAGCAUUGUUGAGCUACACGAGCAGACUUAUAUCUCAGGUUUGAUUAAUCAUUUGGGAACUUCUCUCUGGACUGGGCUCAACAGCCUGGAGUUCCAGAGUGGCUGGCAGUGGAGCAAUGGAAACCCAUUCAGAUAUCUAAACUGGGCACCAGGUCAUCCAUCCUUAGAACCCGGUCUCAACUGUGCUGCAAUGAAUGCUGGGAAAGCAUCUAAGUGGGAAAGCAAAGAAUGCAGCAAGAAGCUUGGUUACAUCUGUCGCAAAGGCAACUCUACCAGCAUCACACCUGUUGUAGGUAAGGAGUACCCUAGUUUCUGCCCUCCAGGCUGGAUUCCAUACAUGGGUCACUGUUACUCUCUUCAGCGUACCAAAAAGUUGUGGAGCGACGCACUGGCAGCCUGCCGUAAAGAUGAAGCUGACCUGGCCAGCAUUCACAAUAUCGAAGAACACAGUUUCAUCAUUUCACAGUGCGGAUACUUGGCCACUGAUGAACUCUGGAUUGGUCUGAAUGAUCAGAGGAUUCAGAACCUGUUUGAGUGGUCAGACAGAUCUCACGUCACAUUUGCCAAAUGGCAGGCAGGAGAGCCUUCCCACACCAGCAACCUGCAAGAGGACUGUGUUCUCAUCAAAGGGAAGGACGGUAAAUUUGCGGAUGACAUGUGCGAGAAACAGUAUGGGUAUCUCUGCAAGAAGAAAGCCUCCAGCAAACCUGACGGAGCACCAGAGGUGGUCAGCGCUGGAUGUCCGCCCGGCUGGAUUCGAUACUCCUGGUAUUGCUACAAUAUCGGAGUUGAGAUCAAAACUUUUGAUGAAGCAAAGCAGGCAUGUGAAGAGAGCCAGGCGAUGCUAGUCAAUGUCGCUCACCGGUAUGAGAACGCUUUCUUGAUUAGUCUGAUUGGUCUGAGACCUGAGAAGUACUUUUGGAUUGGCAUGUCCAACACACUGAAAGCUGAUCGUUUCCAGUACAGCAACGGGGAGAAAGUUAAAUUCACACACUUUAAUGUGGGGAUGCCAGACAGACACCAGGGGUGCGUCGCUAUGCUGACAGGUGAAUCAGCAGGUCUAUGGGAUGUACUGAGUUGUAACAGUAAGCAGAAGUAUAUCUGUAAAAAACUGGCAGAAGGGGUUACCACAACAGCAGUGCCCCCAACAACGCGACCUCUAAAAUGUGCCUCAGGUUGGGACAGAAAGGAUAGUUCCUAUUGCAUUAAGGUGUACAGGAAAUCAAAAGAGAAACAGAAGACUUGGUUUGAGGCUCAUAGCUUCUGUAAUGCCAUUGGUGGAGAAUUGGCCAGUUUCCACUCAGAUGCAGAAGUCAACUCCCUGUCUUAUGCAGGUUCAAAUCCAGCCUGGAUUGGCUUUAGCUUUCAGGGCACUGGCAGUGGCUUUGUAUGGUCAGAUGAAUCCCCUUCGGACUAUGAAAACUGGUCUUUUGGAGAGCCCAACAAUUACAAUGAUAAUGAGCACUGUGCGGAGACCAGCUUUUAUUAUGGCCAUCUGUGGAAUGAUCGGGACUGUGAGGCGUACAAUGACUGGAUCUGCCAAAUACGAUUAGGAACGACCCCAAAACCACCUCCUACUGCUGUCACUAUAGCUGAAUAUAACGUCACUGAAGACGGUUGGAUUCAGUAUAAUGGUAGUCAGUAUUUCAUCAAUCAGGAUGAGCUGUCUAUGGACGAAGCUCGUGCUUACUGCAAGCAGAACCACGGCGAUCUUGUUGUGAUAUCUGGUCAUACAGAGAGGAGGUUUCUAUGGAAACAGAUUGUUAGAGGCUCAGAGAAUCAGUACUACAUUGGCAUGACUGUUGGAUUGGACAAGUCCUUCAGCUGGGUAGACGGUUCUCCAGUGGUCUUCACGGCAUGGGACCAAAACGAACCGAACUUUGCUAAUAAUGACGAGAAUUGCGUGACCAUCUACAAGAGCAUGGGAUUCUGGAAUGACAUAAAUUGUGGGGUGCCGUUACCUUCCAUUUGUGAGAGGGGUAGCAAUUUUGUAAACACCACCUUGGCUCCAACCAUGGUUCCAAAAGGCGGCUGUGCUCCAGAGUGGAUCACUUUCCAGGGCAAGUGUUACAGGUUUGUUAGUGACGAGAAACCAUGGCACUCUGCUCGUGACUACUGCAUUGCCCAAGGAGGAAACCUGGUGUCUAUACUCAACCAACAAGAACAGGCGUUCCUGAUUAGUAAAAUGCUGACUUUCAAAGACGACCUGUGGAUCGGUCUAAAUGAUGUCAACUGGGAAAUGCGUUUUCUGUGGACUGAUGGGAAGGGCGUCGGCUUCACCAACUGGGCCAAGGGUCACCCUGUGUCUCUGCCACACGAUCGAACCUCCUUCACAGAGAGAUCUUAUGACUGCGUCAUCAUGGUGAGGAAUCCGGAACGGAUCACCGGCCACUGGAAGGUGGAAUCCUGUGGAAGGUCCGCAGCUUUCAUCUGCAAAAGGAAUAUCGACUCCCAGAUUUUGCCUCCGCCGACGACAGCGUCACCAGGGAUGUUCUUCAUGCUGGGAAAUGAUUCGUACAAGCUUCAGUUGGAGCGCAUGACCUGGGAUGAGGCCAGGAGGCAAUGCAAGGCGGAUGAUGCAGAUUUAGCCAGCAUACGGGAUUCCAUCAGCCAGGCUUUCACUUUGCUAAGGAUGGGCGCAGUCAAAGAGCCAGUCUGGAUUGGCCUUAACAGCAACCAGACAGGAGGCUGGUACCGCUGGGUGGACAACUGGUCUCUGCUUUACAGUAACUGGGCGACAGGGGAACCGAAGAAAAACUUGGCUUGUGUGUACAUUGACACGGGCGGCGUCUGGAAAACAGGCGAAUGCAGCAGCACCUACUACUCUCUCUGCAAACGCUCCCCAAAUAUUGCUCCAACUGAACCCCCCCAGCAUCCAGGAAACUGCCCUGAACCCAAAAAGCGUAAAACCUGGAUCCCCUUCAGAGGACAUUGCUACGCCUUUAUCGCUUCGUCGACGGAAAAUUGGGCGCACGCCACCGUGGAGUGCAUGAGAAUGGGUGCAUCACUGGUGAGCGUUGAGGACCCGCUCGAAUCCGGUUUCAUCCAAAAGAACCUGGAGAUCCUGCAGGAUGGAACCAGGUCGUUCUGGAUAGGAAUGCAUCGCAAUUACGCAGGAGAUUGGCUGUGGAUUGAUAACUCAGUGGUGGACUACACUAACUGGAAAUCACGAGCUCCCAGUUCCUCUGGUGAUUGUGUUGAGGCCUUAACAGAAUCGGGCUUGUGGAGAAAUACCCACUGCAACUCUUACAAGUCCUACAUCUGCAAGAUAGCCAAAGUGGUACCUCCAACACCGAAGGCUACAGAAAUAAUUGCUGCGUUGAAACAGGAGCCCCAUAGUUACGCUGGCAUCGGUAUAGGCGUUGUCUUGGUGAUUGUUGCCGUGGUGGGGUUGGCGGUGUUUUUGCAGUUUAAGCGAGCGCCCAAACCCGUGGAAGGAGAGUGCACGUUCGACAACACCCUGUACUUCAGCUCUGACCCGACUAGAUCUACCACCACCGUCGACACCAAAGGGCUGGUCGCCAACAUCGAGCAAAAUGAACAUGCAUAA